Molecule: messenger RNA, 960 nt
Organism: Abrus precatorius (Indian licorice)
Lineage: Eukaryota; Viridiplantae; Streptophyta; Magnoliopsida; Fabales; Fabaceae
Product: mediator of RNA polymerase II transcription subunit 32
Exons: 4
Coding region: 307-756 (149 amino acids)
Biological process (GO): cold acclimation; regulation of DNA-templated transcription; leaf senescence
Cellular component (GO): mediator complex
Source: RefSeq, a predicted model, not a curated record
GGAGCCUCGCAACUACAGCGGAAAGGGGGAAAAGAAUUAGAACCCUUGCGUCUCCUCCGCUGCAAAUAACACCUUACAUCUCCUUCCUAUUCUCUAUCUUUUCGACAUAACCGCGGAAGGCGUUCCGCGUUUCUGCCGUAGCGCUCAGAUGGUAGCGUAACAGCUCUCUUCGAUCAGAAAGGAAACACUUUCUGUUAAUUCUUCUGAAGUUGCAGUUAUAGAGUUUCUACAUUUGAUAUAUUAGAUUAUGUGUUUUGCUUUGUACCAUUGUACUUUGGUUUAGGAUUUGUGGGAUGAUAGACUGCAAUGGGCACAAUGGACAGCGUAGUUGAUUCUCUAAAUAAUGCCUAUCAAGAUUUUGUUGCUGCAGCAGCAAAUGUGCUAGAAGCCAAAGAAAAUGCCGGUUCACUUAAAACAACAUCAACAGAUACUGCACUAGAAAACUUCAAGCAGAAGUGGGAAUUGUUUAGAGUAGCAUGUGAUCAAGCUGAAGAGUUUGUAGAGUCUGUGAAGCAAAGGAUAGGAUCUGAGUGUUUGGUGGAUGAGGCAACAAGACCUGUGGCUGGAAAACCUGGACAGGCUACCAUGACUGGUCUUCCACCCAUCAGCGCUGUUCGAUUGGAACAGAUGAGUAAAGCAGUUAGAUGGCUUGUGAUUGAAUUGCAGCAUGGCUCAGGAGCUGGUUCUGCCAAUUCAGCUCUUUCUCAUCCCUCAGCUCCUUUUGAUGCCAGGUUUUCUGAAGAUGCUGCUCAGUAGCAUUAACUUCCCUGUGAUGAAUAAUAAUUUAUAUAUCAUUAUGCCAAUUGUGCUUAGGGUGUACUGCUUUAGAAAUUAUAUACGGUUUUAACUAUUAGCUUUAAGUUAAAUGAUGUAACUUAUGUGUAUUGUGCAUGACAUGAUAAUCUUUAAAUUUUUUUGUUAGUGAUACAUAAUGUAUUAUAUCCCACAAAAUUGCAAGAC